Anarrhichthys ocellatus (wolf-eel) is the source of this 2048-nucleotide messenger RNA. RefSeq names its product dynein axonemal assembly factor 11 (gene dnaaf11). The transcript is spliced from 6 exons. The record is from RefSeq and is a predicted model, not a curated record. Lineage: Eukaryota; Metazoa; Chordata; Actinopteri; Perciformes; Anarhichadidae. The annotation marks the transcript as partial.
GGAGAAGGAGAAGAAGCCGAAGGCCCCGAGGACGCUGAUCACUGCUGAAGGACGAGUCCUGAACGUCAACGAGCCAAAGCUGGACUUCUCUCUCACUGAAGAUGAAGACAACAACACCAUCGUGUUAAACCUGGAAGUGUACAGACACAUGGACACCUCCUUGAUCGACGUGGACGUCCAGCCGACGUACGCCAGAGUCAAAGUCAAAGGAAAGAUCUUUCAGAUGGUCCUGCCGGCCGAAGUGAAGCCCGACAGCUCGACAGCUCAGAGAUCCCAAACCACGGGACACCUGGUCCUCAGCAUGCCCAGAACUGAAGGUGAAAUCAAAGUGACGAAGACCGUCGCACGUCCGCCCGGAGGAAGUCAAACCCGACGCAGCAGCAGCAGCAGCAGCAGCAGCAGCAGCAGCAGCUUGCCUUGGGACAGUAAACGAAGACACAACGGUCCUGAGAGGCUGGAGGUGGACCCCAGCAAGCACACGGCCGUCGACUUCGCUAACAUCGUGCGACGCCAGACCGCCGAAGAAGGUCCGCUGGAAGCGUCCAGGACGGCUCCGCCCACCGCCGCCGCUCACUGCAGCUUCUCCGACGGGUUCGUGGACGACCCCGAUGUCCCCCCGCUGGUAUAAGACUCUGAGACAAAGCACUGCCCGCUCAGCAUGGACGCGUCUGUUCUCUCAGCCUUUUGUUUCUGAGGUUCUUCAAACCCGUAGCCGUUCAAGUUAAACGGUAAGUAGGCUGCCAAGUUCAGCACUGUUCAAACUACUGAGAGUAGAAGAGUUCUAGAGAUGCUACCAGCAGUUGAUUGAGCCUUUAGAGAACUUUCUGUUUCCUCUCACAGCUCACAAAAACCAACAAUAAACCUCCAAACCACGGACGGUGUUUCCCAGCAUUUAGCUUCUGCUGACUUCCCAUCUUAGAAAAUGUGUUUACUGAUUACCAGCUCCGGAAAAUAUUGGAAACUCCAUUCAAAGAAACUGUAAAUAUCAACGUUAACUCCUGGGAUCUUGUUUAUUUAUUCCUCAUGUAUAGUGAGUUAUUGUUGUGGAACAAUAUCCUUAAUAAAUUCAAAAAUGGACGGGAGACCAUCUUGUGAACACGACAAUAAAUCAAAUCUUCAUGGAGAGAAUCAAACUUGUCUUUCUUCGUGCAGAUGUUUUUGUGUUUUUGCAGCUGAAAGCUGUAAAAUCGAUGAGCCCGGUUGCUGCUGCCGGCGGCCCCUUCGUGUGUUUUGGGAGCCGUUGUACUUUCGUCCCGUUGAGUUUUUUCUUGCUCCUCUCGAGCUGAUAUCCUGCCAGACUUUGAUGGGCGAGGCCCAGAGGUUCUGAAGCUCGCUCAUCUCUCCUUGAAACUCCGCUGAGGUCUCCUCACUCUUUGCUUUCCUUCCGGAGCUGUCACCCCGAACAAGCUCGGAGGUCACGACUCCCUCCUCGAGCAGCUCCGAGCGCCGUUACAGCCGCAGAGCCUCCAGAGAUCGUUUUGGCUUCGGACCAUUUUUCCCUCCUGACAGAUCUUCUCUCCUCAUGCCAGAGUUCUAUAUUUGGACUGCGUGGCUCGUAUCGUCCUGGAGAUUUUCAUCCUUCUGGUAUUUUGCUGUGUGAAAAACGGCUCGUCCAGAAAGAGUGGAUGUAAUCUAAUACUUGUCUAUGAAUCCAGAUUCAGUCAUUUAGAUUUGAGCCUGCUUUUUAACAUAUGUAUUCUGUGUUGUAUCAUGGAUAUAAUGUAGUAUGAGUAUCAGUAUCAAUACUGUGGAUUGGUGGUGUGGUGACCAGUACGUAACAUCACAUAGCAGUGUAAAAGUGAACCAACAAGAACACUGCUCCUCUUUAUUCACGGUUACAAUCAUUGAUAUCCGGCUCUAUGGAGCAGAGCCGGAUGUUUUUCGGACGCUGGUCGAAGCCAAACAUUCUAGUCAUCAUGACGUCACUCGUUGGUUUGUGGACUGACGUUUUGAAGCCUCGAGUCCGGCAAUUUCACCGUCGCCAUUUUGGAUUUCGUCCGUCGCCAUGUUGUGUUUUUUUGCAGCCAGUGAACAGGAAGUGACCAUAU